AUGGCCACUCACGGCAUUCAAGUCUUUGAGGAUAUCGUCAAGUCAGAGGCUGACGAUAGAAGCUACAGAUUGGUGACAUUGUCAAAUGAACUCGACAUCCUGCUCAUAUCUGAUCCAACUACCGACAAGGCUUCGGCUGCUUUGGAUGUGCAUGUUGGCCAUCUGGUUGACCCAGAAGAAGUUGCUGGCCUCGCUCACUUUUGUGAACAUUUAUUAUUCAUGGGAACCGAAAAAUACCUAGAAGAGAACGCAUAUAACUCCUACCUCUCCGACCACGGUGGAAACUCGAACGCAUUCACAGCCGUCGAAGACACAAACUACUAUUUCGACGUGAAUGCAAACCAUCUAGAAGGAGCUCUCGACAGAUUCGCUCAAUUCUUUAUCGCACCCCUGUUUCUGGAAAACACGACAGAUCGCGAACUCCAAGCUGUAGAUUCAGAGCACAAGAAGAAUCUGCAGUCGGAUUCAUGGAGGCUGUUUCAGUUGGAGAAGGAUUUAAGUUGUCCGACACACCCAUAUCACAAGUUUGGCACUGGGUCUAUGGAGACGUUGAAGGAUGAUUUGGUUGCGAAUGGGAGGGAUAUUAGGAAAUACUUGUUUGAUUUUCAUGAUUCGUAUUAUUCGGCUAAUAUUAUGAAAUUGGUUAUACUUGGCAAGGAGCCAUUGGAUACUCUGAUGGAAUGGGCUGUAUCAAUGUUCUCAGCAGUCAAAAACAAGAGCAUCAAAGUGCCAUCAUUUCCUGGCCAUCCACUUACUUCCAACGAGCUUCUGAAACAAAUACUGGUCAAACCAGUCAAAGAUAUGAAGCUUUUGGAACUGACGUGGCCCUUCCCUGAUACUACCCAAGACUACAAGAUUCAUCCUGCUGAAUACAUAUCGCAUUUGAUUGGUCACGAAGGAGAAGGAUCCAUUCUCGCAGUCAUCAAACAACGUGGUUGGGCAUUGUCUUUGAGCGGUGGUGUACAUAGCGGUGGAACCAACUUUGAUUUCUUCAAGAUUAAUGUGGAGUUGACUGAUGAAGGCUUAGGCCAUUGGGAAGAAAUAGUCGUUAUUUGCUUCCAGUACAUCACCUUGAUCAAGAAGGAAGUCCACGAGUGGAUUUACACUGAAUGUCAAGCUCUGGCUCGUUUGGCAUUCCGGUUCAAGGAGAAGGGUAAUCCUUCUUCGUAUUGUACUUCAUUGGCAGGAAAUCUGCAGCAUUUUGAAAAGGCGGAUGUCUUGUCUGGGAAUUACAUCUUCCACGAGUACCGUCCUGAUGUGAUUCAACGAUACUUUGACUAUCUACGACCAGACAACUUCCGAAUUAUGGUUGUGUCACCUUCAUUUGAUGCUGCAGGAUGGAGUAAAGCACGAUAUUAUGGAACAGAGUAUACGGUUACCGCUUUCAGUGAUACACUACAGCAGGCACUCAAGACCAGUAUACUAUCAACAGACUCUGAACUGCAUUUACCUGAACCUAAUGAUUUCAUUCCAACGAACUUUGAUGUUAAGAGGAUACCGAAACCUGAGACAAUGCAAUACCCCAGCAUCAUUCGAGAAACACCCACCAUCAGGCUCUGGCAUAAGAAGGAUGAUACUUUCUUUGUACCAAAAGUGUAUACCACAUGGCUCAUCAAGAACCCAUACGCAUACGCAAGUCCCAGAAAUACGGUCUUGGCUCGUCUCUUCACAGAACUUAUGAAGGACUACCUCUCCGAAUACUCUUACUACGCAGAAGUCGCUGGUCUGCAUUAUGGCUUGGACAUUCAGACUGAUGGUGUUCUGCUUACAAUGGAUGGAUAUAAUGACAAACUGUCGAUCCUCCUAUCCAAAGUGGUAGACAAGAUCAAACACUUCCAUGUUGACUCGAAGAGAUACGAAGUGGUCAAGGAACAACAUGAGCGCAUGUACAAGAAUUUCAGCAAGGAAGCACCCACUGCUCAUGCCAUGUAUUGGAGCAGUUAUAUGUUGCAGGAGAAGAUGUGGUCGAAUGCUGAGAAAUUGGAUGCGAUUCAAUAUGUCAAAGAAUCUCAAGUCUCGGCCUUUGUAGAGGAAUUCUUCAGUCAUUUCUAUAUUGAGGCUGUUAUUCAUGGCAACGAAGCACUCAAAUGGGCCGACAUAUUCGACGAAGCCUUCCACGAACUCCCACUCCCCCUCAUACAACGCCGCGAGCAAUUACGCUCUCACGUGCUCCACCCCACAUCCCACAUAAUCCAUGCACGACCUCUACCCAAUCCAGCAAACCCAAACUCGUCUAUAGAAUACAUGCUGCAAAUAGGAGACCCGAUAAACGAUGUAUUACGAUCACGCACCAUCCUGUUUUCUCAAUUGAUUCAAGAGCCUUGUUUUGAUCAAUUGAGGACCAAGGAGCAGUUGGGAUAUAUGGUGUUUUCGGGGUUGAGGAAGAUGAAUGGGAACAAUUUCGUGAGGGUGAUUAUACAGAGUGAGAAGGAUCCUGCGUUUCUGGAGACUAGGAUUGAGGCCUUUUGGGUGUCUAUGAGAGCAACGAUUGAAACCAUGUCAGACGACGACUUUGCCCGCCAACGGCAAUCCCUUGUCUCCAAACUCCUCGAAAAAUCCAAGAAACUAGUCGAAGAGUACCAGCGCCUGUGGGUCCACAUUGCAUCAGGACAAUACGACUUCGCAGCUGAAACACGCAUCGCAGGACUCGUAUCCACAAUCGCAAAGCCCGACAUGAUUGAAUUCUUUGAUUCCUACAUAUCACGAAAUGGGGCAUCACGAGCUAAAUUAAGUACACAUAUACAGAGUGCUAGUAUUGUGGAUGUGAGUCCUGAGGGAUUGGAGUUGUUGGGUGAUGAGAGUCAGAUGGUUGUUGAUGGAGAUGAUAUGGAGGCGUUGAUUGAGAUGAAGAGUCGAUGGGGGUUGGCUGCCUCGUCCUUUCCGUGUAAGAGUGUAGAAGAGUUUAUGGAUGUGAAGGAGAAGAAGGAGGGUGUGAAUGGGAGUGUGUGA
Synchytrium microbalum is the source of this 2949-nucleotide messenger RNA. RefSeq lists its product as uncharacterized. The record is from RefSeq and is a predicted model, not a curated record. Bases 1 to 2949 code for a protein of 982 amino acids. Gene Ontology annotation, cellular component: mitochondrion; cytosol. Gene Ontology annotation, biological process: peptide catabolic process. NCBI's taxonomy places the organism in Eukaryota, Fungi, Chytridiomycota, Chytridiomycetes, Synchytriales, Synchytriaceae. Gene Ontology annotation, molecular function: metalloendopeptidase activity; metal ion binding. The transcript has 17 exons.